AUGCAACAUAUAUCAUCAUAUAGACUAGGUGCAGAUAAAGUCUGUGAAAUUGAAGAAGCUUCAGUAUCUGAAAUUGAAGAAACUUCAGUAUCUGAUAAAACUUCGGGACAUAUGAAUGCCGAAAGAUUUGGUCUGCAUUUUGAAGAAAUUUUAAAUGAAGCUGAGAGCUUAUCGACCUCCGAUUAUAUCUCAUCGAACGAGAUUAAUGGCUUUGAUGUAGAUACAAUGUAUGACAUUAUGGACUAUGAACAAUUACCUGACAUUAUAGAUGCCUCAAUAGAUAGUGAAGAAUCUGACUUUACAGAAGUUUCAUUAAAUGAGGCGCUAGAAAAUAGUGAUGAAUCUGACUUUACCGAUGUUGAUGUGUUAGAAGAUAUGACUUCUAAUUUUAAAGGUUUUAGUAACAAAUCUGGGCCCUAUUUUUAA
Messenger RNA from Racocetra fulgida, 426 nucleotides. Lineage: Eukaryota; Fungi; Glomeromycota; Glomeromycetes; Diversisporales; Gigasporaceae. The record is from the annotation of a GenBank genome assembly.